AUGCCAAGGAAUUCCGAACUUUUUUUCAAAAUCAUCUUCUCACCACAAGUUGCCAACACCGUGCUAGGAUUGUUAGUUGCGAAGUUCUAUUUGGAUUGGCCACAAAAAUAUGGCUACCCUGUAUUUGCAAUCUACUAUUUUCUUAUGGCUUAUGAGUUCUUCUGGUACGUGAAAGCAAAUUGGCGCGCUGCAUUUUAUGGAGAAGAUGAUGUCGUGGAAGAAGAGGAAGUAAGAAAUGAAGAAAACGAAACCUAUGACGAAAAUGAAAAAGAAAUCGUAGUUCCGAAAGUAAUCCCACGUCCACGACUAAUUGAGUAUCCGCCACCUGUUGACUCGGAAGACGAGUGUGUAAAUGAAACAGAUGAGGAUGACAGCGAUUGUGUCAUAGUGGAACUUCCGGACGACGACACCGACGAUGAAUAUCACGAGGCGUCAGAAGGAAUGUGA
Molecule: messenger RNA, 447 nt
Organism: Caenorhabditis remanei
Lineage: Eukaryota; Metazoa; Nematoda; Chromadorea; Rhabditida; Rhabditidae
Exons: 3
Coding region: 1-447 (148 amino acids)
Source: RefSeq, a predicted model, not a curated record